AUGACAGAUCAAGAUAUUAUUAAUCUUCGUUCAGCUGACCCGUUCGCCGAUGUGACCGGGAAUAGUGCAUUGGAUACUGGAGUUGGUGGUGUUGCAAGUGGUCAACGUAGCUCCAAUAUAAUACACAUUCGUAUUCAACAACGUAGUGGAAAAAAAACUCUCACUACUGUUCAAGGUAUUGGUGAAGAAUUUGAUAAAAAACGUCUUUUAAGUACAUUCAAAAAGAAAUUUGCAUGUAAUGGUACUGUUGUUGAACAUAAAGAAUAUGGCGAAGUAAUUCAACUUCAAGGUGAUCAAAGAACCCAUGUGAGUCAAUUUCUUCAAGACAUUGGACUUUGUCAAGCUGAGCAAAUAAAAGUUCACGGUUUUUGA
This is a messenger RNA of Rotaria sp. Silwood2, 372 nucleotides long. The record is from the annotation of a GenBank genome assembly. Lineage: Eukaryota; Metazoa; Rotifera; Eurotatoria; Philodinida; Philodinidae.